AUCUGGAUCAGUUGGUGAAACGUGAAUCAUAUUGCAGUUGGAGGAGACCGUUUUAAUCUCCCCUCGCUCUCUCUUCCCUGAAAGGAUUCCACCGCAAUGGCGACUUCAGAUUCGAGCUCUUCUCCUUCUUCUUCCGGCACCGAUUUCGCCGAUCCGAACCCUAGCACCGAUCCCGAUACGAGCUCGGAUCGUGUUCAAAGUCUAUUGGAGUCGCUGAAUUUGUCUCAGCCAAGCGAAGUCUCUGACGGAAGCCACACCGAUUUUACCGGCGAUGAUGAGGAAGAGGAGGAGGAGGAGGAGGAGGUUGUACCGGCCAACGGUUCAGGUUUGGCGGGAGUUAGCGGAGGAGAGGCGGCGGAGCAUCCGGUUGAAAUGGAGGCGGGGGAGGAGCCUCCGAGCCCGACGAGCAGCGGUUACGAUGGGGAGAGAGGGAGCAGCGGCGGAGGUGCCUCUACUUUCAAAGCUGACAAUGCAAGCGAGGGUGGUGAGAUUCGGGAAGCCAAUGCGGAUGGUGAGCAGCAUGAAGCCGCGUGGUUGCCUGGAAAACGCCACGUCGACGAGGACGAUGGUUCUAUGUCAUGGAGAAAGAGGAAGAAACAUUUCUUCAUUUUGAGUCACUCCGGCAAACCCAUUUAUUCCAGAUAUGGAGAUGAACAUAAGCUUGCUGGUUUUUCAGCUACUCUUCAAGCUAUUAUUUCUUUUGUUGAGAAUGGUGGCGACCGUGUCAAUUUAGUCAAGGCAGGAAAACACCAGGUUGUCUUUCUGGUGAAGGGGCCAAUAUACCUGGUCUGCAUCAGCUGUACAGAUGAAACAUAUGAAUACUUAAGGGGGCAGCUGGAUCUUCUAUAUGGUCAGAUGAUACUCAUUUUAACAAAUUCAAUAGACAGAUGUUUUGAGAAGAAUGCAAAUUUCGACAUGGCGCCCUUGCUUAAUGGGACAGAUGCUGUCUUCUCAUCUCUUGUCCAUUCGUUUAGCUGGAAUCCAGCUACGUUUCUUCAUGCAUACACUUGUCUUCCCCUUCCGUAUGCGUUAAGGCAAGCUACAGGGACAAUAUUGCAAGAUGUUUGCGCGUCUGGUGUAUUGUUCGCACUACUAAUGUGCAGACACAAGGUUAUCAGUCUUGCUGGUGCACAGAAAGCUUCUCUUCAUCCCGAUGACUUGCUUCUACUCUCAAACUUCGUCAUGUCAUCAGAAUCAUUCAGGACAUCAGAAUCUUUCUCGCCAAUCUGCCUACCAAGAUACAACCCUCAUGCCUUUUUGCAUGCCUAUGUGCACUUCUUCGACGAUGAUACAUAUGUAAUUUUGCUUACCACACGUUCAGAGGCCUUCCAUCAUCUCAAAGAUUGCAGGAUUCGCAUUGAGGAUGUUCUUCUUAAGUCAAAUAUUCUAAGCACGGUUAAAAGAUCAAUCGCGGAAGGUGGACUGAGGGUUGAGGAUUUGCCAAUAGACCGUCUUCUUCGACAGAAACAGUCUUCUACUUGUAACCAAAGACAAGAUACAGAUGCAUCCGUGGGAACAGGAGGUCCCUUUGGACUUUGGCAUUUCAUGUACCGCAGUAUAUAUUUAGAUCAGUACGUUUCAUCCGAGUUCUCACCUCCAGUAACUAGCCACAGACAACAGAAAAGUCUAUAUCGAGCAUACCAGAAACUCUAUGCUUCAAUGCAUGAAAAGGGAUUGGGACCCCAUAAAACUCAAUAUAGACGAGAUGAGAAUUACACUCUUCUAUGUUGGGUCACACCAGAUUUUGAACUCUAUGCAGCAUUUGACCCACUUGCAGACAAGGCGAUGGCGAUAAAGAUAUGCAAUCAGGUUUGCCAGAGGGUAAAAGAUGUGGAAAAUGAAGUGUUCUUGCAAGGAGCUAGCCCUUUCUCUUGGUGAUAUUUACUUCAGAUCUUUCUACUAUUUUGACACAUAUUUACCAGAUCUUGUACUAGCGUAUCACUUUUCUUUGUUUCUUAAAUAAGUAAUUUAAGUUUAUCGGUGUGUUGUACCCUAUUGCCUUUUGAGAAAGCUAUUUAAAGGUUUAAUGCUUC
Brassica oleracea var. oleracea is the source of this 2033-nucleotide messenger RNA. Its product is annotated as protein SAND. Gene Ontology annotation, biological process: vesicle-mediated transport; protein targeting to vacuole. Bases 97 to 1878 code for a protein of 593 amino acids. The transcript has 14 exons. NCBI's taxonomy places the organism in Eukaryota, Viridiplantae, Streptophyta, Magnoliopsida, Brassicales, Brassicaceae. The record is from RefSeq and is a predicted model, not a curated record.